CCAGAAAGGGACGAAGUCAGGCAUUUUGAAGAAGGGUACAGAUCUGACUGUGUCGAGGACAGCACUUGCGAUGAAGAGUACAGAUCCGGUGAAGACUGUGUCGAGGACAGCACUUGCGAUGAAGAGUACAGAUCCGAAAGGGACGAAGUCAGGCAUUUUGAAGAAGGGUACAGAUCUGACUGUGUCGAGGACAGCACUUGCGAUGAAGAGUACAGAUCCGAAAGGGGCGAAGUCAGGCAUUUUGAAGAAGGGUACAGAUCUGAAAGGAACAAAGUCAGUAAUUUUGAAGACGGAUACAGAUCUGGGACCUACAAGGACUUACCCCGGGACCAGUGGGAUGGCAGAAACUACGGAAUUGGUUGACUCAGACAUUUCGGUGAAGUUCAUAGCUUCGACUAUGCUGCAUCCUCUCAGACCUGAAAUGUCUCAUACUCAAUUUAAGACAGAGUCGAGGUUAGGCCUUGACAGAAAGACUUUAACUCAGACAGAGUCGAGGUUAGGCAUUGACAGAAAGACUUUAACUCAGACUGGGUCGAGGUUCGGGCUUGACAGCAAGAGUUUAACUCAUACUGGGUCGAGGUUCGGGCUUGACACUAAGAGUUUAAGUCAGCUACCUGAAUACAGAAACAUUUCAACACUGUACUUAGAUAUAGUCGAGGAGGAGAAUGACUGUCUCAGGAUUGUGAACUCUUUUUUCAGCAGAGAACUGAAGAUUUUUGGUAUCACCGAGAUAAUGAUUGGAAUCACUCAGGUGGUGUUCAGUAUUUCCCUGAAUUUCACUGAAAGUUACAUCUUUGCUGUUUUAAUCGGGAUUCCCUGGUGGACAGGAGUUUUGUUUAUCAUAGCAGGAUCACUGGUGGUGGACAUUAUAAACACCGCGAAUAUCCACCUCAAACAAGCAAUAAUAGUGAUGCACAUAGUCAGCUGUAUCGCAGCUAUUGUCGGUACAGGAGUUUACUUUGUCACACUCAACUUGAUGGAACCACUAACCUCAAGCUUUUACUUUUUGGGGCCAUUGAUGCUGGUAUUCUUCCUCUUGCUGCUGUGUUUCCUGGAAUGUAUCAUUGCCUUUUUCGUUUUAUUCCUUCACUGUUCAGUCCUCGCUCAGAGUGUGCAUGCCAGGAAAUCCCAAUUGCAUUUCCGAAGUCCACGUUGAAUGUUGCUACUGGAAGAUCCUGGAAAGACCAGUUUGCCGUUUGGAAUUGCAGAUGGAAACAGCAGCUCCCUCUUGAAGCCAAGGUGGCUCUUUGGUUUGGGACAUCCUUCAUUCCCUCCAGAAAUGUCGCCAGCUGAUCAUGUUCCAUUUUAGUCCAAAGGUUCCUCUUCUGUUGAAGCGAUUGAAGUUGGGAUUGCACAGGGAAAGAAGAGGUUAAAAAGCAAAUAGGCCACAUGACUAUCUUAGUCACAGGGGUCAAGGCUGAUCUCUCUCAGCACUGAUCACCGUUGACCUCUUCAUGUUGUCAAGAUGAACCUCAGCUGUAAAGCUGGCCAAGAGGAUUGGAUUGCUGAAAAUGCCCCUUUAUUAAUCGGGCCAUCCUUCAGUGCCUCAAAUUGUUUCCAAAAACCUCCCUGAUAUGUUUCUACAUGUCAGGUAACGUCUGCAAGUGAUUGUCUGAUGUUAUCGUGGUUCUGUACAGUAACAUCACACACUUCGAGUUCAGGAAGGGCACAUUUGGCCAUCUUUGAGCUUGUUGAAGUGUUGUUGAAUUUGUCCCACACUUUUAAUCUUGCAGAGGUUUCAUACAUUGACCUGAUUUCUUUUGAUGAGGUCCCAUUGCAUGAGUUUCCAUUUCCCUUUCAGUGAGUGUGUCUCAGAACACAGCAACCCGCAGCGUGAAGAAGAAUGCUGUCAAGUUGGCUUUGGUUAAUUCACCAAUUACCUUCAAUGAGGGUUGUCUUGUUUCACAUCUGUAGUCACUGAAAGCAGGCCCUUCCCAUUUACCUUGUUAAAUAUUUGCUGAUUUUUAAUAGCUCUGUUAAAAGUCUCCUCACCCUUCUCUGCUCUUCGCAAGUCUCACCACUGAAAGUUUAGGUUACCAA
Messenger RNA from Chiloscyllium plagiosum (whitespotted bambooshark), 2040 nucleotides. Lineage: Eukaryota; Metazoa; Chordata; Chondrichthyes; Orectolobiformes; Hemiscylliidae. The record is from RefSeq and is a predicted model, not a curated record.